This is a messenger RNA of Oenanthe melanoleuca, 3041 nucleotides long. RefSeq names its product protein phosphatase 2 regulatory subunit B''beta (gene PPP2R3B). Gene Ontology annotation, molecular function: protein phosphatase regulator activity; calcium ion binding. Gene Ontology annotation, cellular component: protein phosphatase type 2A complex. Lineage: Eukaryota; Metazoa; Chordata; Aves; Passeriformes; Muscicapidae. The transcript is spliced from 14 exons. Gene Ontology annotation, biological process: protein dephosphorylation. Bases 254 to 1993 code for a protein of 579 amino acids. The record is from RefSeq and is a predicted model, not a curated record.
AGCGGAGCAGGUGGGUGCGUUUGUCCCGCGGCACGCAGUCAUGUUGCUCUUGAGCUGCUGCUGCUGCUGCUGCUGCUGCUGCGGGGCGAAGCGCGGAGCUCGCCCCAGGAGCGAGCCUGUGGCUGCAACGCCGGCUGCCCGUGCCCGGGCGGCGCCGGGCUGGCCCUUCCCCGGGACCGUUCCUUUCCAGGCGAAUGGCGCUUGAGGAGGGCUGAGCGCAGCCGCCAGCGCCGUGGAGGGAAUCUGGCAGAAUAUGUCACCUGGAAAGGCUCUGCAACCUGCAGUGAAAAUGAAGGUGGAUGAACUCUUUUUGUGCUGGUUGAGUCAGCCUGCAACUCAGCUAAUGCUGAAGGACUGCUUGAGAAGAAUCAAGAAUAAGGAGAAAACAGAGUUUAACGCAGAUUCAGGAAACAGUAAAAAUGAGAGUUUCACCAGCAGAAAUUCCAAUUCCAAGCAGUGCAUAUUGGGAGAUACCAGAUUGCCUUUGUCUUUCAGUCCUCCUCAGCUUUCUACUACUCUUCCAUUGGCAACUCCAGCUAGCUCAAGGAACUUUUCUAAUGUUAGAGCAACACGUCGAUCCUCAGGAACCAAAGAAGUUCAAACAAAGAAGGAAGAAACUUUGCCACCAUCACAUAGUCAAAACAUUCCAACUUUUUAUUUUCCUCGAGGAUGUCCUAAGGAAAAAGUGAAUAUAGAUGCUGUGAUUGCCAAAAUUGAGAAAACUUUUUCUGAAUUUCCAAAUGAGAGGGCAACAUUAGAAGACAUGGGUAAGGUUGCAAAGGCUUGUGAAUGCCCACUUUACUGGAAAGGUCCUUUGUUUUAUUGUGCUGGAGGUGAAAGAACAGGAUACGUAUCAGUUCAUAAAUUUGUUGCAAUGUGGCGGAAAGUACUUCAGACCUGCUAUGAUGAUGCUGCGAAGUUUGUUCACCUUCUGAUGAACCCUGGAUGUAACUACUUGGUGCAAGAAGACUUCAUUCCUUUUUUACAAGAUGUGGUGAAUAGUCAUCCAGGCCUUUCAUUUUUAAAAGAAGCAUCUGAAUUCCAUUCUCGGUAUAUUACAACAGUCAUACAGAGAAUAUUUUAUACUGUAAAUAGGUCCUGGUCUGGGAAAAUAACUUGUAAUGAGCUCAGGAAAAGCAACUUUUUGCAGAAUGUGGCAUUAUUGGAAGAGGAACCUGAUAUUAACCAGCUGACAGAGUACUUCUCAUAUGAACACUUUUAUGUUAUCUAUUGCAAGUUUUGGGAGCUGGAUACAGACCAUGACCUGUAUAUUGAUCGGAAGGAUUUAGCACGACAUAAUGAUUAUGCAAUUUCAAAUAGGAUGAUAGAGCGCAUCUUCUCAGGAGCAGUAACAAGAGGGAGAAAAGCACAAAAAGAUGGGAAGAUUAGCUACGCUGAUUUUGUCUGGUUUUUGAUAUCUGAAGAGGACAAGAAAACACCAACUAGCAUUGAAUACUGGUUCCGCUGCAUGGAUCUUGAUGGGGAUGGUGCUUUGUCUAUGUAUGAGUUGGAAUAUUUUUAUGAAGAACAGUGCCAAAAAUUAGAUAACAUGGCCAUAGAACCUUUGCCAUUUGAAGACUGUCUUUGCCAGAUGCUGGAUCUUGUAAAGCCACAACAUGAAGGAAAAAUUACUCUGCAUGAUUUAAAGCGAUGUAAGUUGACAAAUGUGUUCUUUGAUACUUUUUUCAACAUUGAAAAAUACCUUGACCAUGAACAGAAGGAUCAGUUUUCUAUGUUGCGGGAUGGUGAAGGUGAAAGUCAAGAAGUCUCUGACUGGGAGAAAUAUGCUGCUGAAGAGUAUGAUAUCUUGGUAGCAGAAGAGGCAGCAAGUGACCAGUGGAAUGAUGGGUAUGAAGCAGAACUGAAUCCUGUAGACCAUCAGAAGGCUAGUAUUCUAAAGUAUCAAAUGGAGAAAAGACCAUUUUUUGAAAUGCCUUCCCAUCUGGCUGAUGUAGACUUGGAUGAAUAUGACUAUGAUGAGGUUUUUGAGUAGAGAUUACUUAUGGUCAGCACUUGCAGAAGAGAAGGGACAGUCUGCAGCAGGUCUGCUACACACUGAUAUGUUUCAGUGGUGUUUGUUUCCAGGAAGUCAGCUUAGUUUUGUGCUAAAAAUAUCUAAUCACUACACUACCUUUUAAGUAAAAGAAGUGCAUUUAUAUGGAAUGAUGAGAUUUUUGUAUUUAUUCAAUAGUUUAUCGUUUGUAAAAUAGAUUAAAAUAUUUAUUUACAGAUGUUGCAUAAUUCCUUUUUGGAAGAAUAACAAUAUUUGACUUAAGAGAAAAGUAAUCUACUGUUUUUAAGAGAACUGUAUAAUUCUCUUGAAGUUGAUGUGUGGUGCACUGACCAUCUCCAUCUCACCUGUGAACAGGUAUUUUUGUCCUGGUAUGGGAGGUAAAGAGACAAUUUACACCUGCAAUGUGCUCGUGCUCAUAGAUGACCUCUUUUAGGUUUUAUGCCUUGGCAAGGAAGAGACAUGAGGAUGAGUGCACAGUUCAGCACUCAUUUACAAGUAGAGUUUUGUUUGACAAGCUGUGCAUAUCAAGUAAAAUACACUAAAGUCAACCCCCAAGACAAGUUGGUUUUUUUCUCUGUGUAGUCCUUGUUUGCCCCAACUUUAAUUUUGCAUGCGCUUUUAAACUUCAGUCUUUUCGUUGAUGUUAAUCAUAAAAGAGAUUAUUUAACAAUGAAGUCUGAGUGUUCAUACUUGAUCCAAAAUGGGUUAAUUCAUGCAGAAGGAACCAAUUUUUUUUUAAAUCCUUUGUAUAAAUGUUACUUGAUCAGUAAUGUGCACUAAUUUGUUGUGGGCAUUCAGUGCUUUUGUCUGUCCUCCCCUUUGCUUGUUUGCUAUUGACACAUUCCAUGGAUAUUCAUCAGUGUCACAGCAGCUUGAAAUUGUUGCCUCACUCUUAACUGUUAAGCAGGUUUUGUUGGGAAAAAAUGUACAAAAAGAUGUAAGUUAUUUUUUUGGUUGCAGUGUAGAUCUUUUAAAAUGUUUAAAAAAACAUGUUUGUAUUUUCAAAUAAAGAUUUUCAUACAUGUAA